This is a messenger RNA of Aspergillus saccharolyticus JOP 1030-1, 1895 nucleotides long. Its product is annotated as alpha-1,2-mannosyltransferase ALG11. The record is from RefSeq and is a predicted model, not a curated record. The coding region runs from base 82 to 1740 and encodes 552 amino acids. NCBI's taxonomy places the organism in Eukaryota, Fungi, Ascomycota, Eurotiomycetes, Eurotiales, Aspergillaceae. Gene Ontology annotation, molecular function: GDP-Man:Man(3)GlcNAc(2)-PP-Dol alpha-1,2-mannosyltransferase activity. Gene Ontology annotation, cellular component: endoplasmic reticulum membrane. Gene Ontology annotation, biological process: protein N-linked glycosylation. The transcript is spliced from 3 exons.
CGGAUUCUCCACGCUGUCACUUAACUAACUUCCAACCUUUACUACCUUUUGAUUUACCUCUAUCAUGUUCCUCACUGAGCCAUGAUGCUGCUCAUACUCAAGUCCUUUCUCACAUUCCUCGCACUCCUCGCCACCUGCGUCCUCCUGCCUCAGCUGCCCCUGGCCGCUCUCCGCCUGGUGCUCCGCAUUGUGGGUUGGGCCGUGCAGAAGAGAACCAGGUCUCGUCGCGAGUAUAUCGUGUCGCGUGUCCGCGCCGAUGAAGAGGAGUUUGUCAAAAAGAAGUCCACCAAAACAGCUUCAAACCCCGCAGAUGAUGAGGAUUGGGAGCAGGUUGACGCCUCAUAUAGCGCCAGUUCCGGAUCCGCUGGCAAAAAUAUCAACGACGACUGGAAUGGAAUUAUUGGGUUCUUCCACCCAUUUUGCAACGCCGGCGGUGGAGGUGAACGUGUACUUUGGGAAGCUGUGAGAGCGACUCAGAAGCGCUGGCCCAAGGCCAUCUGCGCCAUUUACACGGGCGAUCACGAGGUCAACAAGACAGCCAUGCUGCAAAGGGUUGCAUCCCGGUUCAAUAUCCAUCUGCAUGCUCCCACCGUUGUUCUUCUCUACCUGACCACCCGCAAAUAUGUGGUCAGCGGCAUGUACCCCUACAUGACCUUGCUGGGACAGUCCCUGGGCUCUUUGAUUGUUGCCUACGACGCAUUCAACCUACUCGUUCCUGACAUCUUCGUCGAUACCAUGGGGUACGCCUUCACUUUGGCUUUCAGCAAGUUGCUCUUUCCCUCCGUCCCGACUGGCGCCUAUGUACACUACCCCACCAUCUCUACCGACAUGCUCGGCUCUCUGGACGACCAGACCGGUACCAAGGGCAUCAACGCUGGUGCUGGCAAGGGCCUCAAGGGUCAGGUCAAACGUAGGUAUUGGAUCUUGUUCGCUAAACUCUACGGCUGGGUUGGCGGCCACGUUGACGUCGUUAUGUGCAAUUCCUCCUGGACGUCUGCUCAUGUCCGCAGCCUCUGGGGCCCUGCCCGGAGGACCAGCACCCAUGCGGAACCAACCGUCAUUUUCCCGCCUACUGCCGUCUCUGAGCUCGAAUCCACCAUUCAAGUAGAUGCGGGAACGGAGAAAACCCGGGGACCUGUGAUUCUCUACAUCGCUCAGUUUCGCCCGGAGAAGAACCACCCUUUGCUUCUCCGCUCCUUUGCCCGCUUCCUUCAAAAUUAUCGCAAGAAAGUCUCUUCACAUGUGGAGAAAGAGCCUCAACUCAUUCUCAUUGGCUCUGUCCGCCACUCCUCUCCCGACGAGACUCACAUUUAUAAUCUCCGCUUACUUGCUCACGAACUGCACAUUCGCGACAACACGACGUUUCUCUGCGAUGCCAGUUGGCCCACUGUCCUUGAGCACCUCGCAUCUGCCUCGGUUGGCGUCAAUACCAUGUGGAACGAGCACUUUGGCAUUUGUGUUGUCGAGUAUCAGGCCGCCGGGUUGAUCAGCGUUGUCCACGACUCUGGUGGCCCUCGUGAGGAUAUCGUCGUUGACCUUGGCGACGGUGCGACGGGCUUCCGUGCCAAUACCGAGGAUGAGUUCGCCGCUGCGUUCGAGGCCGCUUUGGCACUCCCGGAGGAGGAGAAGGUUGCAAUGCGGCUGAGAGCACGCAAGUCCGCGCUGAGAUUCACAGAGGAGGAAUUUUCUUUGAAGUGGGUGAAGGAACUUGAAAAGCUGGUGAAGCUUAAGGAAAAUUGAGGGCGAGAGCUAGAAGAUUUUCAUUGCUGGAUGACUCAUUCCUGUGGAGAGCUGGCCAUAAGUGCUCUGGUACAGGGUAAGAGUCCAAAUGGCAGACCAUGUAGCAUUUUUAUGCGCUUAGAUCAGAUGAGAGUCAAUCAGCACUACACUCAAAC